UCUUUCAGAACAGGGCAUUCAGGGUUUUACAUAGAAUUCUCUGAGACGAAAUUCGUCUCUUUGCUCUUGUCUAAGCCAUGAGACAUAUCUUGAGAAAAGUUUCGUUGUCUAAAGACAAUGCUUUCAUCCGAUUAGUUGCUUUGGCUACUGCGGGAUCAGGACUCGCCUAUAAACUUGAUAUCGAAGAUUCUGAUAUGUCAAUGCGAGUUUCCAUUCCAACACGAUCACAUUACACAUUAUCUUCAUCAUGGGGUACACCAGACACAGUUCUCAACUCUCCAUUUUCUUCCUCAGCUCCUUCAAGACAUGGACACCCCCCUUUAUCUCUUUUUAGUGUUAACCCAACUUCUGUACCUGGUGUAAAUAAAGAGCCACCCUUUAAAGAGACCAGUGAAUCCCCAAAACCAUGUUGUGGAUGUCUGGGCAGGGAUACAAUUGCAAAUGCAGCUGCUAGAGUGGGCCCAGCUGUUGUCAAUCUUUCAGUUCCAAAAGGUUUCCAAGGGUUAACAGUGGGAAAAAGCAUCGGUUCUGGAACCAUAAUAGAUGAUGAUGGCACCAUAUUGACAUGUGCUCAUGUAGUGGUUGAUUUUCAAGGGUUCACAUCUUCAUCUAAAGGAAAGGUUGAUGUGACAUUACAAGAUGGGAGGACUUUUGAGGGUAUAGUUGUAAAUGCUGAUUUACAUUCUGAUAUUGCUAUUGUCAAGAUAACAUCUAAAACUCCACUUCCAACUGCAAAGCUUGGAUCUUCAAGCUCUCUUCGCCCUGGUGAUUGGGUAGUAGCCAUGGGCUGCCCCUUAUCCCUUCAAAACACCAUCACAGCUGGCAUCGUAAGUUGUGUUGAUCGUAAGAGUAGUGAUUUGGGACUUGGAGGAAUGCGGAGAGAGUAUUUGCAGACUGAUUGUGCCAUCAAUGCGGGUAAUUCUGGUGGGCCCCUUGUUAAUAUUGAUGGAGAAGUAAUAGGUGUUAAUAUCAUGAAAGUGUUGGCAGCCGAUGGAUUGAGCUUUUCUGUACCAAUCGAUUCUGUUUCCAAAAUUAUUGACCAUUUCAAAACUAAUGGGAGAGUGGUGCGACCUUGGCUUGGUCUGAAAAUGCUUGAUUUGAAUGAUAUGAUUGUCACUCAGCUCAAAGAAAAAGAUGUCAUGUUUCCCAAUGUUACCAAAGGUGUUCUUGUACCUAUGGUAAGCCCUGGAUCCCCUGCGGAACGAGCUGGUUUCCGCCCAGGAGAUGUUGUCGUUGAAUUCGAGGGGAAGCCUGUCACAAGCAUAAAAGAGGUGAUUGAAAUUAUGGGGGAUAAAGUUGGAAAACCGAUGAAAGUUGUAGUGAAAAGGGCGAAAGACACUUGUAUUACGUUGACUGUGAUACCCGAGGAAGCAAAUCCAGAUAUGUAAAUGCUUAUUGGCUAAGUAGGAAUUAGGGGGCCCUAAGUUUGUAGUUUUAGGGCGAAAUUAUUGAUUUAUAUAUAAUAUAUAUUAUAAAGGUACUACUUUUUUGUUUUCUUAUUAUUGGUGUUUAACUUGGUUUAAAUGUGAUAAAUAUGAAUGUUGCCUAAAGUCAUGCACAUAAGCUCCCAAACAGAAAGUUGCUCGUGUGAUUAACAUUAGGUUGCAUUUAAGUUGGUGUAUGUUCAUUUGCU
Lactuca saligna is the source of this 1633-nucleotide messenger RNA. The record is from the annotation of a GenBank genome assembly. NCBI's taxonomy places the organism in Eukaryota, Viridiplantae, Streptophyta, Magnoliopsida, Asterales, Asteraceae.